CAGAAACACAGAUGUUUCCAGGUACAAAGCCCCCAGAACUGGCUUCUCUACCCACUGAGCCCUGUCCCGACUUAUCUCCUGCUCUGACUGCUCCACCCUUCACAGAAUUCAGGCCUCGGCCUGUCAUCACCCCAUGCCCAGAACCAGAAAGGCCCCCCCUCCCAAGUUCCCCCUACCCUUUCCCAAGAUUCGGUGCCCUUUCUCACCAGGCCCGUCCCUAUGUCUCCCCAGGCUGUGGGCAGCCCCGGAUGUCUGGCCGCAUCGUGGGCGGGAGGGAUGCCCGGGAGGGGGAGUGGCCAUGGCAAGCCAGCCUGCAGUACCGCUGGGCCCACGUGUGCGGGGCCUCGCUCAUCUCUCGCCAGUGGGUGCUAACCGCAGCUCACUGCUUCUCAAGACCGGUGAGGCUGUCAGAGUACACAAUUCGCCUCGGGGAGUUGCGCCUGGCUCGGCCCUCACCUCAAGCCCUCUCUCUGCAUCUGUUACGAAUUGUGCUCAAUGCCAACUUCACGGAAGACGGGGCCCAGGGAGACAUCGCACUUAUUCAGCUCCUCCGACCAGUAUCAUUCAGUGCCCAUGUCCUGCCGGUCUGCCUCCCUGGACCCAGAAGCCCGCCACCUCCAGGCACCCCGUGCUGGGUCACUGGCUGGGGCAGCCUCCGGCCGGGAGUGUCACUGCCUGCCUCCAGGCCCCUGCAGGGAGUCCAGGUCCCGCUGAUAGACAGACGGACCUGUGACCGGCUUUACCACGUGGAUUCCGACACCUCCCUCACCGAGCCUAUCGUCUUGCCUGGCACCCUAUGUGCAGGCUAUGCCAGAGGCAGCAAGGAUGCCUGCCAGGGAGAUUCUGGGGGACCCCUGGUGUGUAUCCAGUCUGGUCGAUGGGUCCUUGAAGGUGUGGUGAGUUGGGGCAAGGGAUGUGCUUUACCCAACCGCCCAGGUGUCUACACCAGUGUGGCCUACUACUGGCCCUGGAUCCAGGCCCACUUGGGCACUUCAGCCCUGCAGGCCCACCACCAUGUGACCAGUCAUCCCCAACCCCACCAAUUUUUGCACUUUUUCCUUCCUAAUUUCUAAAAAUGGUCAACUCAGCUCAGUGUGUCGGGAAAGUGAAAUAGGGAGGGAAGAGACACUAUCUGCCACAGAAAAUGGGAUGAUGGCUCUUUCAGGGAGUAAUAGUGACGAAUGUCUGGAUCCCUCCCCCACUUUCCUGACCACCUCAAGGGACCAACUGAUCUCAGGAUCUUCUUCCCACUUCUAGAAUUGCUCCUUUUUUUUUUUUUUUUAAACCUAGUUCUGUCCCUGGGAAAUUCAGAGCUAAUAAUUUUAACCUAAGGUGCCUAAUAAAGUUGAAUAGACUCCUAAACU
Antechinus flavipes (yellow-footed antechinus) is the source of this 1364-nucleotide messenger RNA. Its product is annotated as serine protease 33-like. Gene Ontology annotation, molecular function: serine-type endopeptidase activity. NCBI's taxonomy places the organism in Eukaryota, Metazoa, Chordata, Mammalia, Dasyuromorphia, Dasyuridae. The coding region runs from base 12 to 1073 and encodes 353 amino acids. The record is from RefSeq and is a predicted model, not a curated record. The transcript has 4 exons. Gene Ontology annotation, biological process: proteolysis.